Molecule: messenger RNA, 1185 nt
Organism: Pieris macdunnoughi
Lineage: Eukaryota; Metazoa; Arthropoda; Insecta; Lepidoptera; Pieridae
Source: the annotation of a GenBank genome assembly
AUGGAAAGACACUGUUGUGAGCACCAGGAUAUUGCUGGAAUACGUCUUAUAGUGUUAAAUCUACCCGAAGACGAGGGCGAGGGUCUGGGUUUUCGACUGACGCGAACUCUAUGGGAUCCGUAUCCAUGGGUCCAUGAUGUGACGUUAGGAUCAAGAGCAGAUGGUGCUGGCCUCAAAGCAGGAGAUUGCCUUCUUCAAGCUGAUGGGAAAGAUUUAUUGGGCUUGCCAGUCGGUCAAGUGGCGGGCAUAAUAAGAGGUAAUGGCGACAGCCACGGAGUUUCUUUACUUGUUUGGAAUUGCGGAGUCGACCCCAAAGAUGAUCCAGAGUUAUUAUGGAGCGUCGGUGGAGGCUCCCGAGGCGAGAAGUCUCGUAGAGCACUCUCUGGCGUUGUUAAAGCGUUAUCGUGUUGCGUCUGCGCAGCAACUGCUUCUAGCGCGCUAAACUGCGCUCGGUCGCACUUAUAUUGUGAAGGUUGCUGGAGUCGUCUAGAAAAGUGUGCGCUUUGUAGAGAACCACUACCAGCAAAAGAAUCGCCAUACGCUAAAAAUUUAGUCGCGGAACAAGUAUUUGAAGCAAUAGCCGUAGAAUAUGAAAUAAAAGAACCGUUGAACAAAAAUAAAACAUUAUCUGCAUAUAAUUCCCCAAAUCGAUCACCACAAGUUUCCCCAUCACCCCUCCGGAAAGGACAAUAUCAAUUAUCAAUGAUGAACAGAAAAUAUAAUACAAAAUAUUCGUCCGAUCCGAAUUUAAGAAGAUCUAUAAAUGAUUGCAAAUCAAAAACUAUCCCUUUGGUAGAAAGUACUAGCAAUUGUAGAUGUCAAAAUCAUAAUGUUGGUACAAAUAUAUCACACAAAUGGCGGGAAACACAGGGUUGCCAUAAUGAAGGAGAAAACGUACCGAUAAUUAAAAUUGAAGACGGAUGCGAAUCAAAGUGUAAUUUAUUACAACAUAAAUUAGUUACCCGUUUGAGACAAGCAUGUUCGAUGGCUGAUUUGCAGAAUUUUGCUAUACAGAGUUGUCAUCUGUCAAAAUCUAUGAAUAAUAUAAAUACAAAUGAAAAAAGUCACUCAAGUGAACAACAUAGCAGUUCAAUGGAUAAUCUCAAAGCGAAUAACAAUCAUGGGGAUACGCCGGUCUAUCUAUUGUCACCCCCACCAAUAUACGUGCUGAGUUGUGAUCAUUAG